Messenger RNA from Tachyglossus aculeatus (Australian echidna), 2414 nucleotides. It is a transcript of the gene TGM6, whose product is annotated as transglutaminase 6. Gene Ontology annotation, molecular function: protein-glutamine gamma-glutamyltransferase activity. Gene Ontology annotation, biological process: peptide cross-linking. NCBI's taxonomy places the organism in Eukaryota, Metazoa, Chordata, Mammalia, Monotremata, Tachyglossidae. The transcript is spliced from 13 exons. The record is from RefSeq and is a predicted model, not a curated record. Bases 17 to 2179 code for a protein of 720 amino acids.
GCCAGGAGGAGCUGCCAUGGCUGCCCUGAAGGUCGCCCAGGUGGACUGGCAGAGGGAGGCCAACGGGCCCGGCCACCGCACCGCCGCGUUUCCGGGCCCCGAGCUGGUGGUGAGGAGAGGCCGACCCUUCCGCCUCACGCUGGGCCUCAGCAGGGCCCUGGGCGCCCGCGACAGCCUCCGCUUCGUCGUGGAGACCGGGUCCCGGGCGUCGGAGGAGCUCCGGACCAAGGCCUUGUUCUCCACGUCGGAGGAGGAGGAGGAGGAGGAGGAGGAAGAGGAGGCCGAGGCCCGCUGGAAGGCCGCGGUGGAGGCCAAAGAGGAGGCCGGGCCUCCCAACGCGGUGGGGGUCUCCAUCUGCAGCCCGGCCGACGCGCCCGUAGGCCGCUACAAGCUGAGCGUCCGCGUGUCCUCGCGUGGCCCGCGCAGCGUCCAGAAGCUGGGGCAGUUUGUGCUGCUCUUCAACCCCUGGGCUCCGGAGGAUGCGGUGCACCUGAGCUCGGAGGAGGAGCGGGAGGAGUACGUGCUCAACGAGCACGGCGUCAUCUUCCGCGGCGUCAAGGAGCGCAUCCGCCCCCAGGGAUGGAACUACGGCCAGUUCGAGGAGAACAUCCUGAACAUCUGCCUGUCCAUCCUGGACCAAAGCCCCGCCGCCCGGCUGGAUCCGCUCAUGGACGUCAGCCGACGAGGGGACCCCAUCUACGUCAGCAGGGUGGUCAGCGCCAUGGUGAACAGCAACGACGACAAGGGAGUGAUAGAGGGCCAGUGGCGGGGCGACUACAGCGGGGGGACCGACCCCCUGGCUUGGAGGGGCAGCGUGGCCAUCCUCCGCAAGUGGUUUCGCACCCGCUACAAGCCCGUCAAGUUUGGCCAGUGCUGGGUCUUCGCCGGGGUGAUGUGCACAGUGCUGCGGUGCCUGGGGCUGGCCACGCGCGUCGUGUCCAACUUCAACUCCGCCCACGACACGGACGGGAACCUCAUCGUGGACAAAUACGUGGACAGCUUCGGCCGGGCCCUGGACGACAUCACCGAGGACAGCAUGUGGAACUUCCACGUUUGGAACGAGAGCUGGUUCGCCCGGCCGGACCUGGGGUCCUCCUACGGUGGUUGGCAGGUCUUGGACGCCACCCCUCAAGAGCAGAGUCAAGGCGUGUUCCGGUGCGGGCCCGCGUCGGUGGCGGCCAUCCGGGAGGGCGAGGUGGACCUGGCCUACGACGGGCCGUUCGUGUUCGCCGAGGUGAACGCCGACUGCGUGACGUGGCUGUGCGGGGCCUCCGCCGCCGCCCGCGAGCCCGUCCGCACGGACCCCCGCGCCGUCGGGGCGCGCCUCACCACCAAGGCCCUGCGAGGGGACCGGCCCUGCGACCUCACCCGCUCCUACAAGCACCCCGAGGGAUCCAAGAAGGAGAGGCAGGUAUUCCGGAAGGCCGUGAGGAAGCUGUUCGGGACGGAGUCCGCCGGGCGGAGAGAGCGGGUCCUCCGGGCCGGGGGCCGCGGCCCGGGGCCCGCCAAGAAGCCCACCGUCUCCGGGAAGUUGAAGCUGUUGGAGACGCCCACGGUGGGCCGGGCCCUCCGCCUGGUCCUGGGCCUAAACAACCUCACCGCCCGCCCCAAGAAGGUCAAGGUCAACCUCAGCACGUCCACCGUCCUCUACACUCGCCGGCCCGUGGCCGAGGUCCUUCACGAGUCCAGGGCGGUCAAGCUGGGCCCCCGGGAAGAGAAGAAAAUCCCCAUCAGCAUCUCGUACUCGGGGUACAAGAAGGAUCUGACGAGCGACAAGAAGAUCCUGGUGUCGGCCAUGGUCCUCGUCUUCAAGGGCGAGAAGAUGCUCCUGGAGAAAGUUGUCACCCUGGGGGAUUUCAUCCUCCUCAAGGUGCUGGGCCCGGCCGUGGUGGGCGAACCCUGCGCCGUGGCCGUGACCGUCUCGAACCCGCUUCCCGAGGCCGUGGCUGACUGCGUGCUGGUGGUGGAGGGCAGCGGCCUGCUCGCCGAGCCCCUCAGCAUCGAGGUGCCGCCCCUGGGGCCCGAGGAGCAGGCCACCGUCCGCUUCGACGUCACCCCGUACAAGAGCGGGUCGAGGCAGCUGCAGGCCGACUUGGUCAGCGCCCAUUUCCCGGACGUCAAGGGCUUCCUGGCCGUCCAGGUGGCCCCCGGCCCGCGGGAUCGCCCUCGGCCCCUCUGACCGAAGCCGCUCCGUGCCUCAGUUUCCUCCUCUGUAAGCCGCGGGGUCCCCGGGGGUCGGGAGGUGGACGGCGUCUGCGUAUCACCUGAUUAUCUUUUAUCUACUCCGGCGCUUGGCACUCUCCCCUCCAAACUGUGAGCCCGCUGUCGGGUAGGGACCGUCCCUAUGUGUUGCCAACUUGGACUUCCCAAGCGCUUAGUACAGUGCUCUGCACACAGGAAGCGCUCAAUAAAUA